AUGGAAACCCAUUUCGAAGCAGCAUCAAACUACUUGAGCACCCACGACAUUAAGCUAUCAGACGACGAGAAACUAAAGCUGUAUGGGCUUUAUAAGCAAGCUACCAUAGGCGACUGCAACACGGCAAAGCCCAAUCUCUUCCAGUUCGUUGCGAGAGCCAAAUGGGAUGCCUGGAAUGCAUUGAAAGGAAUGUCCAAAGACGAAGCUGCUGAAUCUUAUGUACAACGAGUGGAGGAGCUACACGUUGGAUGGUCGCGUCAGGGCGAGUAUGAUGUUGAAGACCAAUCAAAUUCAGAAGAUGACCAGAAACAAGGUAUGGGUAAUGCUGUCAGCAAACUAAGCUAUGAUGAUGGUCAAGAAGGCAUGGAGAAAGGACAAGAAGGCUUUUUCGACUAUGUUUAUGAGAACGAUAUUGAUAACGUACGCAAAUACAUUACCGUGCACCAUGAAGAUGUGAAUCAACGAGACGAUCAGGGCUUAUCUGCACUUCAUCAUGCAUGUGAUCGUGGCUAUACCGAGAUGAUCGAUUUACUUGUGGAAUUGGAUGCCAAUGUCAAUAUAAAGUCCGAUGAAGGAGAAACACCAAUGCAUUAUGCUUGUAUGUCCGAACAGCUUGAGGCGGCCAAAAAGCUGAUCAAAUAUGGUUGCGACACAAACAUCAAGGACGAUUCCGGUAGCACAGCCUUUGAACAGGCUGAUUCGAGCUUUUUGAAGGAAUUAGGCAUUUAG
Molecule: messenger RNA, 729 nt
Organism: Lichtheimia ornata
Lineage: Eukaryota; Fungi; Mucoromycota; Mucoromycetes; Mucorales; Lichtheimiaceae
Exons: 7
Coding region: 1-729 (242 amino acids)
Molecular function (GO): fatty-acyl-CoA binding; protein binding
Source: RefSeq, a predicted model, not a curated record